Molecule: messenger RNA, 3364 nt
Organism: Prinia subflava (tawny-flanked prinia)
Lineage: Eukaryota; Metazoa; Chordata; Aves; Passeriformes; Cisticolidae
Product: sulfotransferase 6B1-like
Exons: 8
Coding region: 148-1083 (311 amino acids)
Biological process (GO): sulfation
Cellular component (GO): cytoplasm
Molecular function (GO): sulfotransferase activity
Source: RefSeq, a predicted model, not a curated record
ACUGACACAUUGUAUAACCACUGAGGAUACACGCCUUUGUGAGUACACAUAUAAACUGAGCCGAGUGCCAAAGUUUGUUUCAGCCGUCCAGGCUGGCAGCAGCAUUUCACACUGUGACAGAGCCUGUGUGUGAGAGAGAGAAGAAGAAUGGAGAAGUCCAGGAAACCAUUUGUUGAUGUCGUAGAUAAGAUGAUAGCAGCUGGCAACUCCAUGCAUCGUGAUGAGCUGCUUUUUUCUUACAAGGGAAUUCUCUACCCGACCGCUGUUUACAGUCCCGAAGUAUUCAAAGCCUUGGAGUCCUUUGAAGCCAGAAUGGAUGAUGUAAUUUUGGCAGGAUACCCUAAAUCCGGCACCAACUGGCUGAGUCAAAUCUUAACUGACCUGAUAGCCAUAUCCCAAAAGAAAACACCGGGUGGGGAAAGCAGUGCAAAUGCUGAAGAAGAAUUCCCCUACCUCGAAGUUGGAGAUGCUGGGAAAUAUGAGCGAAUGACCAAAUUACCAUCUCCAAGAUUUAUGGUUACUAAUCUUCGUCCUGAAAAUCUUCCCAAGUCCAUCUUACAAAACAAAGUCAAGAUAUUGUUACUGAUUCGUAAUCCAAAAGAUGUAGCUACAUCUUUUUACCAUUUUUCCAAGGGCGUGGGUACUGUUCCCUCCUAUGACAGCUGGGAUGAUUUCUUCACAGAUUUCAUGACAAAGAAAACGGCCUGGGGAUGCUACUUGGAAUAUCUUUCUGAAUGGAAUAAAUAUGUGGAUCAGGAAAAUAUUAUGACAGUAACUUAUGAAGAGGUGAAAGAGAAUCCUGCCCUGGCUGUGAAAAACAUAGCUACAUUCUUUGGAAUUCCUCUGACUGAGGAAGAGCUCCAGCUUGUGGUAGAGAGGAGCAGCUUCCAGUCUAUGAAGAAAAACUCAGACAAGACCCAUGGGUCAUUUGGGAAUGUUCUGUUUCGCAAAGGUUGUGUAAGUGACUGGAAGAAUCUUUUCAGUGAAGAUCAGAAUGAGAAAAUGGACAAAGCAUUCGAAGAACGUAUGGCAGGAACGAAACUCGGGAAAAAGCUGAAGUAUGAUGUGUACUGCAAAGCCUGAAGAGUAAUGAAGUGUGUUUAGAACAAGAACUUUGUAAGGCAGACUCCGAUCAUCUGAAUGCUAUAUGCUCUUGUCUCGGGUUAACACAGCUUAGUUUUAGUUAAAGAAGAAUACUGCUCUGUCAGGACCUAGAGAUUUUCUGUGGAAGGGACAGGCAGCUAUCAGAGACCAGUUUUAGAUACUGACAUAUGGUUUUACCACUGAGAAAGUUAAUGGCAACUUUUGGGAAUAACCAUAUAAAUUCCUGCUGGUGUCCAAGCCAGCCUUGUUUCCUUCUGUCCUGAGAGGAAGUAAGAAGGCAGUGCGGUUGCUUCCUUGCGGGGGAGGGCUGGCAUGGCCCAGCCUGUCCGAGCCAGGCCAGGGCUGCGGUGCCUACAGGGGAGGGAAAGUCUCAGCUGCUAACACCUAGCCAGCUUUAAAACUGCCAGCACUGCUGCUUGGGCUCGAGGGGAAAUGUCCUCCCCCAGCCCCAGGGAACAGCUCUGUGCUGGGCCCACCCCCGGGCUGGACACGGCCAUUGCUGUAGUCCUGGCGGAGGGGGGUGGGGGCCGAGCUGGGCCCUGGAUCCCGGCAGAGCUGGGGGGAGGAAGGGGAGGCCACAGCCACUGAACAGCCAGCAGACCCUUGCCAAAUGCAGGUGAUUCCUUUGUGUCCAAAUGGAGGGAAACACAUGAAUGCCACAAGCAUUUUUACAUAUUUUCUCUCUCACCGUGGGCAUUUUGGACUCCUGGACUUUUUUUACUAUUGACUAAUUUGCAGAAAAAGAGCAAGUUGAUCCUUGUCACAUUACCUUUGAGUUGAACCUUGUCACGUUACUCUAGAGCUGUACAUAAACAGAAGUGAUUUAUAUGUGUGAGGAUCCACUAAACACUGCAAGAGGUGUUAGUUGAACACUGAGAUUUGGCUCUCUGAAGCCAGUCCCUGAGGCACCAGUUCUCCCAGGCUGCAGAGGCCAGGACAGCUCAGUCUGGUGCAGUGAUGGUGGCAGGAGUGUGAUGCUCUGGUGGCUUGCUCUAUGACCCUUCUGCUGCCAGUUAUGGAAGCCUAGCUGGAAUUGUGAAUGAGGCCAAACUGUGUCAAUAGUGAAGAGACCGUAGACUGGAGCUGGUUGGGAAGAGGAAAGAGAGUGUUCCCAGGGACAGCACUGUGGAAGGAGAGCAGACAUAGCCAAGAGAUGACUCAGUUGGCCCAGUGCUGGGAGCCACACAGCUCUUGAGUAUUUUCCACAGGGAGUAGUGUGAGGUAACCAAAAACUCUUGAAGCUUACCUCGCUGCUGGUUCAGGCCAAGAAAGAUGUCCCACGAGCUUCGGUGGGCAGCUUUGAGCAGGGCCACCCUGAAUAAGACCAAAAAGUAAAGGAGAGAGGCAUCCACCAAUCUACCUGCUGAGAUCCUGGCCUCUUCCUGAGUCUUCUCUCUCCUCCCCCAGAUUCAGCAGGGUUUUAAAAUUCUACAGCUUUGCCGCCCAGCAGAGAUCCCAUAAUCAUCGCAGGCCCUGGGCAAAAAAAAUUAAAGUUUCUUAGCACAAAAUAAAACUUUCGGAGCUCUAACCCUUCCCCAAGAGUAACAAAAGGAACAAAGUGAUUAAACUAUAAAGAAACACAACACUAAGUCAGUGAAAAGAAAGUGAAAAGGCUUUUUAAAAAAAGAAAUUGAGGAGUUUGCCAUUUUAGGUCAGACUUGUCUUAUUAAUCCAUAGUAAUUGUAAUAAAUGUGAAUAUGUUUUGUGAAAUAAAAUGCACAAGCUGGUCAGACACAAAACCGACUAGUUUCAAGACAGGCAACACCCAGAGGCUGCUAUUCUGGGAAAGACAAUACCCUGCAGGGAAUUGGGAAGCCCACCAUUGACACCAGAGUAAAGAAUAAAUCAAGACUAGAAUCAGUCCUCCGGGGGCAGUGGAAGUGUGAAGCGGGAGAUAUGAUCGGGGAGAACGCCUCUCAUUCAGAGCUUCACCUCCCAUUCCUACACGGGAGGAACGAACUUAACAUUCAUCUUUCCGUGGGGAAACCCCAUUCAGCGGACCAGACGGCAGAGAUGAAUAUGAAGAAACCAAUCCAGAGACAAAAGAAUUGCGGGGAAAUCCUCUGCCGACAGCCAAAUAAAGUGUAUAAAACAGGGGCCCCGAAAAGGGCCAGUGAACAAGGGGGGUUACAGUGCGAUAGAGGCCGUAAUUGAGGUUCACCCAUUGUCGAUCCCAGGCAUUGGUACUGUCCUUCCAAUUGCUGGUUUGCCCAAAUUUUUGUCCUGUAAUUCUUUAAUUAAUAAAAAUUUAUUUUAUUAA